This is a messenger RNA of Acytostelium subglobosum LB1, 2505 nucleotides long. RefSeq lists its product as hypothetical. NCBI's taxonomy places the organism in Eukaryota, Evosea, Eumycetozoa, Acytosteliales, Acytosteliaceae. The record is from RefSeq and is a predicted model, not a curated record. The coding region runs from base 1 to 2505 and encodes 834 amino acids. The transcript has 2 exons.
AUGGAUGAGACCACUCCACAUGUGUUUGUCGACAUUGCUUGGGACGCCAGUGUGCCAGACCAGUUCCUACUCCAUGUCAUACCAGGACACUUGGUGUCGGAUGGAGUUGGCUACAAGUUCUUGGAGUCACGUGCUGUUGACCUUGUGAACAGAGGACCUUUGGACAUCAAGAAUAUCCACAUCCCAGACGACUACAUCGUGCCCGUCGCCACCUAUGAUGACUUCAAAUGCAUGGAUGUGCUCGAGGAGAAGAAUCCAACAAAGUUGAACUUUCUCAACCAACUUGCAAUGGUCCUCCAAUAUCACUUUGUUCCAUCAUUCAUCAAGAGACAGCUCAACAUGUUCUGGGCGGGCAGUCAGCGACAACAAUGGGAGAAGUGUGAUAGUCGCAUCAGACUGUUCUCCUUCCCCAUGUCCGACUUCCGCCAAUUCAUGGAGGUGUGCAAGAAGAACAAGGUCACGUCACAUGCCGGUCUCUACACUGUGAUCCUGUCGGCAUUGUCCCAAGAGUUUGGCAAAAAUGAAGACGCGCUCAAGUUGCGUACAUCGACCGUUGUCAAUCUUCGUAGAUUCUGCAAGAUUGUUGAUGAGGCACCUGGUAUCUUCCUUGGAUCGAUCCAUCGCGACACAGUGGUCAAGCCCAAAGACAUUGUCGAGUCAAAGAACUUCUGGGAGGAGACGGUCAAGUACAAGGACUACAUCCGCACCAUGGCGCCAACAUCAUUGGUGCUGUCCAAUUGUAUUGAGUACUUGGCGGCAGACUUCCCCAACAACAUGCUCAAGUACUGGUCCAAGAAUGUUGAUGACUAUCCAAUGGGUCGAACAUCGAGUUUCAUCAUGAGUGACUUGGGUAUACUCGAAGUGCCGCCUGGUGCAGAGUGGACCGUAAAGUCAUUGACACUCGCUCAAACAUCGAUUGUCACCUCUGGUACAUUACUAUUCACUGUUGCAGGAUCUGAUACAUUAGAUGACUACUCAUGUAGUAUGGCAUAUCAAAGAGGUGCUAUUACCGAAGCAGAGGCUGAUCGUUUAGUUGAAGCAUUCCCAAGACUAUUGAAGAAACCACUUGGUCAAUCGGAGAAAUAUCAUCUUAGUAAACAGAUAGCUGGAACUUAUGGAAAUCCAUGCUUCAAGUAUCAUUUAAAGGUGCGUCCAGGAAUCACUCUCACACAUGACUACCUCUACAAGAAGACAUGUCACCUGGCAGUUAGUUUGGCAAACAGAUUCCAGCAUUUACAAUUAUCAAUAAGCAAUGCCAACUCUGACCAGCCCUUAUUCACUCGUCUCAAGUCAUUGGACUUGUCCAAGAUCGUGGAGAUCGUCGACCAUUGUCCAAUAUGGGAUGACGCUCACAUGGAUCGAAACACCGAGUUCCUGUUACAUCGCGAGUUUAGCCUCGACCCCAACACUCCUCUAUUCCGGUUCACCAGUUACUGGCAUUGUGACGUACCUGACAAGUUCAUCUUAAUAUUCUCAUUCAAUCAUUUGAUGUCCGAUGGAGUUGGCAUGCGCGACUUGAUUGAACAACUCGUGGACAUUUCAAACGAGGCCGAAGCACCAGACAUACACUACGACUCCAACAUUGUAGACCUCAUAGACAAGUCAGAGUUCAAGGUGAUGGACCUAAUGGAACAAUCAAACCCAGAGAAGAUGAGCAAUCUGCGCAAGUUGGCAACGAUUAUGAUGUACUACACAGUGCCCUCAUUCAUCAAGCGUAAGUUCAACUCGUUCUGGGCCGGCAGCGUUCGCCAGCAAUGGGAGGUAUGCAACAGUCGCAUACGCGAGUUCAGAAUCCCAAUGAAUGAAUUUAGAUUAUUUGGACUGUGUUGCAAGAGUCAUGGAUCUAGUCUACAUGCUGGUCUGUACUCGGUGAUCCUCGAGUCGCUGGCAGAGGUGUUUGGACGCAACGAACCACUCAAGGUGCGCUCAUCCACCGUUGUCAACCUGCGCAAACAAUGUAAGGUGAACGAUACCGCACCAGGAAUAUUCAUCACAACAAUCAAUCGCGAUACAAUCCUCCCACCCAAGUUGAUGAUGAAGAAUGAGAAGUACUUCUGGGAACAAUGCAACGACUACAAGAUACACUUGAGGAAUCACUUCCAGUCUGCCUCCAAGGUGGUCGACAUGCUGGGCUACAUGACCUCCGACUUCCCCUGCCGCAUUGUCAACUACUGGGCCACACAAAUCGAUGACUAUCCCAUGGGCCGAACUUCCAGCUUCAUCAUAAGCGACUUGGGUUGGUUCAACAUGCCCCCACCAGGCGGUGAAUGGAGCAUUCAGAAACUGUCGGUCGGCCAAACAUCCAGUGUGACCGGUGCGCCACUAAUAUUCUCCUUGCUGGGCAAUGAAUCGUUGGCCGAGUUCAUCGGCUCCAUGUCCUAUCAAAAGGGAGCCGUGUCCGAACGUGAAGCGACACUACUUUUGGAUACAAUGGCCAAGAAGAUCAGGAAGUAUUCAUUCAAUUUCAAACCCGAGGGUGUAGAUCUACUUCGUCCAUCUCUUUGA